Molecule: messenger RNA, 3389 nt
Organism: Nematolebias whitei (Rio pearlfish)
Lineage: Eukaryota; Metazoa; Chordata; Actinopteri; Cyprinodontiformes; Rivulidae
Gene: pcnx4
Product: pecanex 4
Exons: 10
Coding region: 69-3389 (1106 amino acids)
Source: RefSeq, a predicted model, not a curated record
CGCUUGUGAUGAUGAAUGGAAACCCUCCUUUUUCUGCUGUGUGGAGAUGACCUGCUACCCUUUCUGGAAUGGUCAGAAUGGGGCCAGAUGUGCCCCUUCUUAAUGAGUACAAGCAAGAAUUCUUCUGGAAGCGCUUUCCUCAGACAGUGUUGGGAGGUCCACGUUUCAAGUUAGGGUACUGUGCCCCACCAUAUGUAUACGUCAACCAAGCAGUCUUGUUCUUGACUCCAUGGCUUUUUGGGGGUAUAGGCACUCUGCUCUGCCAGCUGCAGCUGCUUCAGGAGCUCCAUGCUGCCAUGCUUUCUGGGAUGCUUAUGUUUGCGGCUGCGGCAGGUGUCCAGGCCCUGGCACUGUAUGCUGCUCGCAGGAGUGGCGCAGUGGAGAGACUCGGCGCACCCAAUAUUCUGGUUGAUGAAGAGGAAGUGGAAUUUACAAACUGUGUUAGCCCAGAGACGCUUAGAUUCAUUGCUCCAGGGAAGCGGUUUGGCCUUAACGUGGUGCUGCAUUCAGUUUUAGCUGGAGUUCUCUGCAGCUUUGGGACUUGGUAUGUGUUCCUGGGCAGACUGACAGCUCUCUAUGGCAGCAUUGGUGUAUCCCUUGUAGUCUUUAUCAUCAGUUGGGUGACUCUGUGUAUAGCUGAGUAUUCCCUCAUUGUAAAUACGGCCACCGAAACAGCCACUUUCCAGGCACAGGACACUUAUGAGAUCACCCCACUUACCCGUCCCCUCUACAUUUCUAUUUUCAUCGUUGUGGACAUGGUUGAUAGGUUGUCGAGCCCUGUGCUUGAGCUUCAGCUUGCCAGCCAGAUACUUCAUGUGCUCUUUCUUUUCCUUCCUCUGCUGUGGGCACUGGGUGUACUGCCACCCCUGGAUGCCCUGCUCUUCUGGGGCAUGGAGCAGGUUCUUGUGUUUGGCUUAGGAGGCUCACCCAUGUCGAGCAAUAUCAGGCUGCUCUUGAUGUUUGGUGUAUCCACCAGCGUAGCUAUCUGUAAUUACUUCAUUCCAUCAACACUGGGUGUGGUUCUCUUCUCCGUCUCUACUGGAUUUCUGCUGAGCCUGGACCUCAGUCAAGUUGGCACGCUCUGCAAAAGUCCCAGAACAACCUUCAGAAACCAGGGAUUGCACAGUGGAGUGUUGCCACCUUUUCUCCCUACUUCCUUUGGCUGGAAUUUAGGCUGCAGGGAGCUUCUGGUGUAUUUAAGUCUCCUACUGGUAGCAAUGGCAGAGGCAGGACUGUUGCAUCACUUCUUUGGUUCAGCUCAGUCCCAAAACAUGGUUACAGGACCCCAAGGUCCUGCCAGCUACCUCCUCAUAAUACUCUUCUUUACCUGCUGCUCUCUAAGAGAGAUCCAGGGAGCAUAUCUGUUCGGAGGGAUGUUUCUUAAUCCCCUUUAUCCUAAAGGCAUGUCUAACGGGCAAAUAUUUAAGCAAAAGAACAGGGGGUUGUACAUAGCUGCUGCAAUCAGAAGAGUCCUUCUUUAUCUUGUGUCUCCUCUUGCAAUGAUUGCUUUUCUGUCUAUGGACACAUCUCUGCAGUCACUACACAGGGUCUCCAUCAGUGUGGGAUUCACACGAGCCUUUAGAGUGGUGUGGCAGAGCUCAGAGGAUGCUCUGAUGCAGAUGGUAGUAGUGAUUUUAGUGCGGUUUGCAGGUGGAAACAAUUUGCUGCCAGGAUGGGACAACUUGGGAACUGGAGUUCAGCUUCUCCUGGUGGGCCUUCUGAUUGACAGGCUGAGCCAGUUCCUGUCCAAACUAAAGUUUACCCUCACUGUGUUGGUGACAUCUUGGACAGAAAAGAAACAGCGUCGUCAGUCAGCUGGAACUCUCCUGGCUCUGAACGCAUCCCUGUGGCCGCUGGUGUUAGCAGUGGUGACUCUCUCUGCCCUGCUCUCUGCCCCUUUGCUUCCUCUCUUCACUUUGCCCAUCUUUCUUGUGGGAUUUCCCAGGCCUCAGCGUAGUUGGCCAGGUCCUGUGGGCACUGCCUGUCCCUGUCCAGACUCGAUUUUCUACCAGCAAAUGAGUGGAAGUCUGGCCUCUGCAUUAAGGACAGCCUUCGCAAGAGGAUCACUUGGUUCUUUAGCUCCAGGAUCUCAUUUCCUUGGACGGUUUCAGGACCGUAUGGUUUGGAUCAUGAUUCUAGAGAGAGGAUAUGGCUACUGUACUGUCAACAUCAAGGGUCUAGAGCUGCAGGAGACAUCUUGCCACACAGUGGAGGCGCGGAGGGUGGAUGAAGUGUUUGAGGCUGCUUUUGAACAACCGGAGCGGCUUGGCUUCACGCAGGGCUUUAACCUGCAUUGGGGAAAUGCCCUCACCCCUUGCACUGCAAUUGCUGUACAAGUCUACUCUGAUGCCCGAAACGUCCUCUCUGGUAUCAUCGACUCUCAUGAAAACUUGAGGAAACUUCAAGACGACUUCAUGAAAGCUCUGAUCUGGUUGCUCCUGCGGUACUGUGUGCAAAGGCAUAAAGGAUUUUUGUGGAGCCUUGACGAGGGUUCAGUGAGUGGAGUCAUAAAGUCCCAGUCUUCACAGUUUGCUCAAACAACUUGCAACCAGCCAUCUGAGGCCAUUAUGGUCGAAUCCAACGUGUCUUCUUACAGGCUCAGGCAGGACAGUUCUAGUUUGACUUCUUUUGGAGACUGGUCAGAUGAGGAUGACUUAUUUGGACCACAACCAGCAAGACGGACUGUGGCAUUAGUCACAGCAGAGGCCCAGCCUGGACACUCAACCCUGCAGAUAGGAGCCUCUCUGCCAGGCUCAGUAGAAAUGGACAGUCUUUUUGAAAACAUGGCUCUCUCUGCUCUGCAACCACUGCAGCCUCUUGGACUUAGUAUUGGGAUGCCAGCUGUAGAUAAAGGCAGAAACCCAGAAGUCCUCAGAGAGAGCCCUCAUCUGAAAUUUAGCUGUCCCCAAUCUGAGGUAUUCAACCUGCCACUAGGGUGGAGGACGGCACCAUUACUCCCAUCUCGCUUGCUCUCACUUAGGCCUUUAUUUCCAGAGGAGUGGUUUCGAUUUACCUUGGGCCGCUUUGGGCAAGCUGUGCAGGGGGAGACCUCAGAGGACAUGACUAAAGCCCUCAAGGAGGAUGAGGUCCUGAAAGAACUGCAUGUUAAGGUUGCACUUUCAUGUCUCAUUUCUGUGGGAGCAGAAACUUCCUUCACCAGUCCUAGUUACAUCUACAGGCUCUACUGUGGAGAUGUACCAUGGACUGAAGGACUCGACUGGCUGUCCUCAAGCAAAGAACUUUAUCAGCUCACACUUCAGGCGUUCAGGUUUAGUUUCAAGCUGCUGUUUGAUCAGGCAAGCCUUGGACCUAUGGAGUGGCUGGCGGCCCUGCAGAGUGUACACCUGUUCCACCACAUCCACAAUCUAGUGCGCAAGGCGCUGCUUUGA